Sorex fumeus (smoky shrew) is the source of this 864-nucleotide messenger RNA. RefSeq names its product leucine rich repeat containing 72 (gene LRRC72). Gene Ontology annotation, molecular function: protein binding. The transcript has 9 exons. Lineage: Eukaryota; Metazoa; Chordata; Mammalia; Eulipotyphla; Soricidae. The record is from RefSeq and is a predicted model, not a curated record. The coding region runs from base 1 to 864 and encodes 287 amino acids.
AUGGAUGAUGAUCCAAGACGAUGUUCAAAGUUUCGACGUGCAAAGACCCGAAGGAAGCCUCGAGAAACUAGCCUGGACAUCAGCCGCCGGGCAGUUGAAGAUCAACUAAAGAUAUGUGGUCACAAGAGGGAUGCUGAUGUCUUUGAGCUAUUCCUUUCUCAAAAGGAUCUGUCAGAAGUCAAUGAUCUUUCUAGGUUUAAAAAUUUAAAAUAUUUAUGGCUGCAUCAUAACAAGCUCCAUCAAAUAAGAUUUUUAACUAAAAACUAUUGUCUGACAGAAUUAUAUUUAAACAACAAUGCAUUAUUUGAUAUAGAAGGCCUGCGCUAUUUGCCUUCAUUGCAUAUUCUCCUACUACACCACAAUGAGCUAACAAACAUUAACGCAACUGUAAAGGAAUUGAAGGGAAUGAUAAAUCUGAAGACCCUAAGCCUUUUCCAAAACCCUUUGUGCCAAUAUAAUCUGUACCGUUUAUUUGUAAUCUACCACCUUCCAGGAGUGGAGUUGCUUGAUAGAAAUGCAGUUACAGAAAAAGAAAGAAGAUCAAUAAUCACUAUUUUUAACCAUGAAAAGGCACAUAUUAUUCAAUCAAUAGCAUUCAGAAGAAGAGUAGAUGCCUCAUGGGAUCCCAGAUCACCAUUUAAGCAAAAGUCAGCUCGUAGAGUGCCUUCAGGUUUUACAUUCGGAAAUAACCUAGACAAAACUGUAUUUGAUGACCCAGAAGAUGCUGUUUUUGUAAGGUCCCUUAAGAGAUCAAUCAUGACUUUUACCUCCAUGAACUGGAACACAGUCCCAACACGAGAGGAAAAGUACCAAGAAGAGAAAGGCACACAACCUUCUCAAAUCCUCACAGUUACACUGCAAUAA